AACCCGCCUCUACGACGGCGCAGCGUUACAGUAAUGGUUGCCCCUUUUGUUCAAUCGAUUUCCUUACUUGUUCCAUACACCAUGAAAUUAUCUGGAUGCUAUACUGUUUCAUAAACAGCGUUUUAAUGCACCUGUGCGUUCUGCGGUCUCGUCUGGGAUCAAGUAAUAAAUUAAAAUCGAUUCGAAAGCGUUCUGAGCUGCCCUGAGAUGUCCGAAGCACGCAGUAUUUCUUGAGGAACGCGGAGUAAUGUAAAGUUGAACACUACAGAGGUUAUUGGCACAAUGGGGCUGGAUUUUGAUGUAAAGACAUUCUGUCACAAUCUGCGGGCCACCAAGCCUCCAUAUGAGUGCCCCGUGGAGACUUGCCGAAAAGUGUACAAGAGCUACAGCGGCAUUGAGUAUCACCUCUACCACUACGAUCAUGAUAACCCAACUCCUGCUCAGGUUUUGCCCAAUAAGAAGAGGAAGGGACGGCCUCCUCGCGCCUCACUGGCUGGUUCAGGGGAUACGGAUGACGGUGGAGGCAAUGGAGGUGGAGGACCAGGUCUUGUAAGGAACGCACCAUGUAGCCCCAACCAGUCAGAGCGCUCUCACUCCCCUGGGAGAGAUACCAUGACCUAUGCCCAAGCACAGCGUAUGGUGGAGCUGGAAAUCCAGGGACGUGUUCACCGUAUAAGCAUCUUUGAGAACAUUGAUGUGGUGUCAGAGGAAGACAGCGAUGCAGAGGAUGCACCGCCAUCUGGAACUGGUAGCUGUGGAGGAGGUGUGUGUAACGGUAGUGACAGUGGAGCUGGAGGCAGCGAAGUGGUAGGAAGCGGUAAGGAUCGUUCAGAUAUUCCAUCCUCUAAUGGGGGCAAAGCCACGCCGAAAACUGGGAAGCAUAAGAGUAAAGAUAAGAAAAAGGAUGGCUCAUCUUAUCACAACCCUCAGUCUGGCCUUGCUGUCAAGCUCCCAGAGGCUGUGUUUAGAGAACUGGACCAAGAAAGACCUGACGCCCCUCUCCGUCCUUUAUCAUACUACAGGUACAUUGAGAAGUCAGUGGAGGAGCUGGAUGAGGAGGUAGAGUAUGACAUGGAUGAGGAGGACUACAUUUGGCUUGGCAUCAUGAACGACAAGCGGCGGCGUGAUGGCGUGACACCCAUCCCUCAGGAGGUUUUUGAGUAUCUCAUGGACCGCUUAGAGAAGGAGUCCUACUUUGAAAGUCACAACAAGGCAGACCCCAGUACCUUGAUUGAUGAAGAUGCUGUUUGCUGUAUUUGUAAUGAUGGAGAGUGUCAGAACAGCAAUGUGAUCCUGUUUUGUGACAUGUGCAAUCUGGCAGUGCACCAAGAGUGUUAUGGUGUGCCCUAUAUCCCCGAGGGUCAGUGGUUAUGUCGGCGCUGCCUGCAGUCACCAAGCAGAGCUGUGGACUGUGCUCUGUGUCCUAACAAGGGAGGUGCUUUCAAACAGACAGACGAUGGACGCUGGGCUCAUGUAGUGUGUGCCCUUUGGAUCCCAGAGGUCUGCUUUGCUAACACAGUCUUUCUGGAGCCGAUUGACAGUAUCGAGCACAUCCCUCCUGCACGCUGGAAGCUUACCUGCUACAUCUGCAAACAGCGUGGCUCGGGCGCCUGCAUCCAGUGCCACAAAGCGAACUGUUACACAGCGUUUCAUGUCACCUGUGCCCAGCAGGCAGGUCUCUAUAUGAAGAUGGAGCCUGUCAGGGAGACUGGUGCCAACGGCACAUCCUUCAGUGUCCGUAAGACGGCAUACUGUGACAUCCAUACGCCACCGGGAUCAGCCCGGCCUUUAGGAGGAGUAGGUGGGGCCAGCAUGGGGUCAUCUAACAGUGAUGGGGACCUGGAGGAGGAUGACGAGCCCAGCCUUGGCCAGGAUGAAGACUCGAAGGGAUGGAGCUCGGAGCGAGCGAAGAGGGCUAAGGCCAAGUCCAGACUGAAGAUGAAAAGAGCGAGGAAGAUCUUAGCAGAAAGGAGAGCUGCUGCGCCUGUGGUGUCUGUGCCCUGCAUACCGCCUCACAGGCUCAGCAAAAUUACAAGUAACUUGACAGUACCGAGGAAGAGUCAGUUCAUGCAAAGACUUCACAGCUACUGGACGCUGAAGAGGCAAAGUCGCAACGGUGUUCCACUCCUGCGCCGGCUUCAAACCCACCUGCCGUCACAACGGCACGUUGAACCACUUCCUCCACAGCCUUCAUCACAGCUUCCUUCUGUAAAUUCUCCUAGGGACAGUGAGGAGAAACAAAGUGCGUUAAAGGAGCAGCUAAAAGCGUGGCAGCGACUGAGGCACGACCUGGAAAGAGCGAGGCUGCUGGUGGAGCUGAUCCGCAAGAGAGAGAAAGUCAAAAGGGAGACGAUUAAAGUUCAGCAGAUGGUGCUAGAGAUGCAGCUGACUCCUUUACUGGUGCUUCUGAGGAAUACGCUGGUGCAGCUACAGGAAAGAGACUCAAACAACUUUUUCACUGAGCCUGUACCUUUAGAAGAGGUGCCAGACUACCUGGAGCACAUCAACACUCCUAUGGACUUUCAGACCAUGUGGAACCUACUGGAGUCUCACCGCUACCUCACUUUUGAGGCCUUCGAGGCCGACUUCGGCCUCAUCGUCAACAACUGCCUCAAGUACAACGCCAAGGACACAGUGUUUUACCGUGCUGCCCUGCGGCUCCGAGAGAUGGGCGGGGUGGUCCUCAGAGUGGCUCGGCGCCAGGCCGAACGGAUCGGCUUUGACUAUGAAACUGGUAUGCACCUCCAUCGCGAGUCGAGCCCGGACAGCCAGCGUGAGCAGGAGAGAGAGAGAGAGCGAGAGAGAGAGCGAGAGAGAGAGCGAGAGCGGGAACAAGACCGGGACAGAGAACGAGACAGACCAUCGUCAUCGAAUGAAGACGACCUGCUCCUGCCAGAGAACAGGAGGCGGCUGUCCCUGGACGAGCAGCUGAAUUACAUGCAGGCACGUCUGGACGAGGUGAACUCUGGGAAGCACAGCAUCGGUCAGUCCCGCAGGGCCAAAGCCCUGAGAAAGGAGAUCAGCGUGAUCAGGAGGAAGCUUGCCCACCAGCGAGAGGGAAGCUCCAUCAUCGGGGGCCGGGAGUCUGCAGGAGAACGAGGCUCUUCUCUCCCGCAUCACUCUUCAUCUGCAGGACACCACGACGAGGGCGGGGAGAGCAGCAGCCAGGAGAUCGGUGGGAAAGCUCCGGAGGUUGGCCGUCGGACGUCUGUCCUUUUCUCUAAGAAGAACCCGAAAAUGGCCGGUCCUCCCAAAAGGCCAGGACGCCCGCCAAAGAACCGAGAUGCUGGCUAUGCUGGAGCAGGGGUGAGCCAAAGCCCCAUCGGUCCCCCGCAGCUGCCCCUGCUGUCACAAAGCAGGCAGAGGAAGAGGCCCCGCAGCCCCCACUCAAGCUCCAGCUCUGACAGUGACAGCGACAACGACGACCUGCUGCCAGGUUUACCGAGCAAUGGUUUUGAUACAGGAAACCAGCCUGUAACAGAAAGCUUCCGUGUGUACAGAAAUGAGCCCCGUCUGCCUCGUUCAAGCUCAGACUCAGAGUCCACGACCAGCAGCAGCAGCAGCGCAGCUUCAGACAGAACCAGCACAACGCCUUCGAAGCAGGGCCGAGGAAAGGCUUCGUUCUCUCGCUCCACCUUCCAUGAAGACAGCAGUGAGGAAACAUCAGGCACGGAAAAUGAUUCCUACUCUGUCGGAGGAUCACGGAGUGUUUCACAUUUGGUGCGUGGCCGGGACAGGUCAGGAUGCUGGAUGACAUCGGAUGAUUAUUCCUCUCUGGAAGCUCUGGACCUGGUGUGGGCCAAGUGCAGAGGCUAUCCUUCGUAUCCCGCCCUGAUCAUUGACCCAAAGAUGCCCAGAGAGGGGGUGUUCCAUCGGGGCGUCCCGAUCCCUGUACCUCCUUUGGACGUGCUGAAGCUUGGAGAGCAAAUGACCCAGGAGGCCAGGGAGCACCUGUUCCUUGUCCUUUUCUUUGACAACAAGAGGACCUGGCAGUGGCUGCCCCGCUCCAAGCUGGUGCCGCUCGGCGUGGACCAGGAACUGGACAAGGAGAAGAUGCUGGAGGGCAGGAAGUCCAACAUUCGUAAAUCCGUGUCUGUGGCCUACCAUCGUGCCAUGCAGCAUCGCAGCAAAGUCCAGGGGGACCCAAGCAGCGAAACCAGUGACAGUGACUGAACACACACCAAUCCGUGCUGGGCCUCGCACAAGGGGGUCGCGUUAGCGCAACGGUCUCCAGAGCCCAGCUCCACGUCGUAGACGGCAAUAACACGGUGCAAGAGAGGGAAACGCCCACCACUUCGGUCCCACGCUACACACGUUCAUGCACAUGAAGCCAUAUUUAAUCUGAGAUGUAAAAAAUUGUGUAUUUAAGAGAACUGUAGGGGAAAAAAUAAAAUUAUUCUUAAUGAUGGUGGAAAAGUAUGUUCAGAAUCUUGAACUAAAAUAUUAUAUGUGGUCUAAAUAUGUUUAAAACAAAACGAGAUGCUAGUUUACAAAGUGAAAAGGUUUGCAUAGUGUGAUGCAGACAAGUCUUUCUCCCCGUCAUUAUUUUGUUUCCACGUACAAACUUAUGGGUGAUCUUACAUCUGAGCAGGGAAGUGCAUGUGUUACGUGUACGUUACGUGCACACUCGUUGUGGGUAAGGCUGCGAACCCACCAAAACAAACUACCGUCAAUCAUUCACUACUCCCAAGGUGAAAGUAAAGAAAAAACGUAGUCGUUUGUCAAAGGAGCAGAGAGAGACUGCUGCAGCCUGACGACUACAAGCUUACUGUAAUUUAUUCUCUGCUCCGUUGUCUUUUUAUUAACGAGCUCGUUUCAUCAUGGACUACUUCAAAUCACUCCAGCUGCACAAGAUUUCUGCUGUGUAGUUUUCAUUUUUCAUGCUUUUGUUAUUAAACGUAUGUCGCCCUGACCAGGGGUCACUCAAUGAUGACUGAACAGAAACAUUUUCCUCUGUUUGUUUUAGUCUCAGGCUGACAGCUGUAGAACUUUUCUAUACACAGAUUGCAGAAAAAUACAAGUUUAAUAAAAAAAGAAAA
Messenger RNA from Nematolebias whitei (Rio pearlfish), 5039 nucleotides. It is a transcript of the gene brpf1, whose product is annotated as bromodomain and PHD finger containing, 1. The record is from RefSeq and is a predicted model, not a curated record. NCBI's taxonomy places the organism in Eukaryota, Metazoa, Chordata, Actinopteri, Cyprinodontiformes, Rivulidae. Gene Ontology annotation, molecular function: protein binding. Gene Ontology annotation, cellular component: MOZ/MORF histone acetyltransferase complex. The transcript has 16 exons. Bases 283 to 4173 code for a protein of 1296 amino acids. Gene Ontology annotation, biological process: regulation of transcription by RNA polymerase II.